Molecule: messenger RNA, 3976 nt
Organism: Atta colombica
Lineage: Eukaryota; Metazoa; Arthropoda; Insecta; Hymenoptera; Formicidae
Gene: Eip78C
Product: ecdysone-induced protein 78C
Exons: 9
Coding region: 1857-3590 (577 amino acids)
Biological process (GO): regulation of DNA-templated transcription
Molecular function (GO): zinc ion binding; nuclear receptor activity; sequence-specific DNA binding
Source: RefSeq, a predicted model, not a curated record
GCCGAGACCUUCCAGUCCCGCCGCGGACUCCACUUUUAUCAGUGUGAAGAAAGAACCUACGGACGAGCCCAGCAGUCCUUUAGAGGCCACCAGUCCCGGUUCCAUUCUACGCAACAACAACGCGAGAUGGCUCACGUGAAAAGCCAAUGGACGUGUAAACCAUUAAAAAUUGGCGGGCAAAUCCGCGCUCGCGCUACUAGGAAAAAGUUCGCCUUAUAAGAAAAGUAAGAGAAAGAAGAAAGAAACAAAAAGAGAGAAAUAAAGAGAAAAAAAUAGCCACAAGAGCAAUAAAGACGUAUCAGGCGUUCGGUCGAUUGCGUAUCCCAAGAAUAAUGGGUUGAACUUUCAAGUGGCAUUUUCCAUUCGUAAGAAGCUAAAAUGGAAGUACAGCGAGACGAUGAGCUGCUUCAACUUUCACGUCGAUUACGUUCUUAACGAAUGGUAGUCGGAAAUUAUGCGUUAAUUGCAAUCAGAAGACGAAGAAAUCAGUGUUAAGUGACAAAGUGCGAAAUCCAGCAACAAAGCGAUAAAGUAUCAAACUUCCGUAAACGCGGCAGUGUUGUCCUUUUAAAAAUUAUCCCUCAUCAAAACCGACCGCGCCCGCAUUCUCUGUUCAUUCGAUUCGUAUCGAGUGUCUCGUCGAUCUUCAUUGUCCGCACAUCCCAUCCGUUAUUUAUACAUUCGCGAGGAAAUCUCGGGAGCAUAAUCUUCCACUCGCAACUUUUAUCGCGCUCGUCGUAUCGCAUUCGUCGCGCGAUCAUUACGGCCGUGGUCGAAUUAAAUCUUAUUAAGCAGCAGUGUAAAUGCAAAUACAAGAAACGCGAAGCCGGGGAAGAGUGGCCGCGAGAUAGACGGAGAGAGGCGUAAUACCUGCGAGGAAACGAGGAAACGUUACUUGUGGUUCAAGGACCCCGCGAAGUUACGAGAAAGACGAGCAGCGACAACGACGACAACGACAACAACUGCAAACUCGAGCGGGAAGACAUGUUCGUUAUGCUCGCCAAAAUCGAUCAUUAACAUUAAAAUAGUUUGUUAAAAAGAAAAAAAGAAGAUAUCAUUUCUCAGAAGACGCCUGAAUGCUGGAUGAAAUGCUGGAUAAAUUAUCGAGAUACAGGAUAUCCUUUCGCAAUAAAACCGUUUCACUAAUGACGCUCGACGUGUCCUGCGAGUUAUGCCGGUUUAACUUACGCGACGCGUCGACGGAGGCAUCACUCUUCAAUAGGAACGCCUUAUAUAUGAUAUAUAAAAGAUGUUAUCUACCGAUUGAAAUAGCGUUCCACCGGUUUGUGUAUAAGUAACGAAGGGGAAAGUUUAACCGAACGAAGUUAGAACAAGUUUCGAACGAAGUAUCAAGUCUCGAAUAAUUAAACGAUAGCCACUUUAUUAUCAUCAAGAAAAUUCGACUGAUACAUAACUUUGUUAUCGAAAAGCUUUGAUUGAUGGAUGUUUGAAGAUUCAAGGAAAGUGACGACGUUUUCUUCAAAUUUUCUGUCACUGCAAGGAUCGAAGAGAGAGACAAGAAUCGGUGGAUAGGAUAAUCGUGACUAAAAUUCAACGUCGUUCAAUUCUCGAGAAGUGGCGAUUUUCAAAGAUUCGCGAGAGGAGAGUAACUCUCGUGACGGAGAGUUUCUCUUGUUCUCUUCGCGAAAGCUGCGAAAGUGCCUGUCCGUGGAUCGAGUCGAGACUUACCGCCGCAGGACCGUCGUCGAGAGGUCGAGAUAAGGAUCGAGAAGGCGCGCGCGAAUGCUGAAUGCCGCAGACGGUAGCAUCGGCAGGAAGCGCGACGUGCACCACGCUGUUCGCCGUCGGCGUCGCCGACGCCGUGAUCGCUCGUACGUACGUUCGAUGCCCGUACAAUGGACGUUUUCAAACUCGAUCAGUCGCUGAGCGCGGGUUUGGGCAGCGCGCCGGCGCCGGACACCCUCACGCCGGAAGUGUCAUUCGACGCCGGCAGUGAGUUCAACUUGAGCUUCUUCGACGGCCCGGAGGAGAACAACAGCACCCAGGGCUUUAGCGACCCUGGUUCCGUCGGUAGCGCCAGCGCCUCGCCGCCCCCCGGUACACCCGGUGGCGCUGUACCCCCCAUUGCCGCCGCGACCGUCGCUGCCGCCGCCGCCGCCGUCGCCGCCGCCACCGUCGCAGCCUCCGCCUCCACUGGAGGCGUUAAUAAUCCGAACGCGCCUCCGCUGCCGAUUGUCCAAGUGCCCACCACUGGCAUCGUCAUUAAGCAAGAACAGCAUUACGCAGCAGCUGAUUCCAACAGUUCGACGCCCGCUAAGAGCUUCGUACCUUGCAAGGUUUGCGGCGAUAAGGCGAGCGGUUAUCAUUACGGCGUUACCAGCUGCGAAGGUUGCAAAGGCUUCUUCAGAAGGAGCAUACAGAAGCAGAUAGAGUACAGGUGCUUGAGGGACGGCAAGUGUCUUGUCAUCAGAUUAAAUCGGAACCGUUGCCAGUACUGCAGAUUCAAGAAGUGCCUAGCCGUCGGCAUGUCCAGAGACUCCGUGAGAUACGGCAGGGUGCCGAAACGCUCGAGAGAACGCGGCCCUGAGGACACGAUGGCGACGACCAUGACGACGACGACGACGACGACGACGAUGGCGGCUAUGGAAAUGCAGCAACUGACUACACCUGAUACCGGCAACAACAAUGCCAGCAACAAGAACAACAAUAACAACAACAAUAACAACAAUAAUAAUAAUAACAAUAACACCCAGAGCCAAAACGCGAUCUCACGGGUACCAUCGGCGGCAGUGGUCGAGGCUGAUCAAUCAGACGCUGACGUGAAGCAACUGGCUGUAUACGAUGUGAUUCAUCAGGUCUCUCAGGCUCAUCACGCUCAUUGCGGCUUCACGGAAGAGUCCACUAGGGGCCUCACGAGGAAACCUAUGAUAAUACCGGCGAGUAAUUCUUCGCAGCCCGCGAGCCCGGAAGAUCCAGAAGCAGCAUCCUCGACCGCGGAAACUGUUGAGUCGCAGAGGAUCUGGUUGUGGCAGCAAUUUGCCACUAGAGUGACGCCGUCGGUACAGAGGGUGGUGGAAUUCGCAAAACGGAUGCCGGGAUUCUGCGAACUCUCGCAAGACGACCAGCUGAUCCUGAUCAAAGUCGGCUUUUUUGAGGUAUGGCUCUGCCACAUCUCCAAAAUGACCACCGAUAAUUCGAUGACUUUUGAAGACGGCACUUACUUCACCCGCCAGCAACUGGAAUUGAUGUACGAGCCCGAUUUUGUAUCUGCACUAAUGCAAGUCACGUCAUCGUUAAAUGCCCAUCAACUGACGGACACCGAGCUGGGCCUGUUCUCGGCGGCGGUGCUGCUGAACGAACGAUCAGGACUGAACGACGUCAAGGCCGUUCAAAGGCUGCAGGAUCGCGUCCUGGAGGCAUUGAGGGUGCAAACAACGCGACCCUCUGGUGAAGGUGCCGGCGGCACCGCGAUCACCAACGUCUCGCAAAGGAUACCCGAACUGAGAGCGCUCGGCGCUAGACAUGCCAAUCUCUUAGACUGGUUUCGCAGGAACUGGACGAAGCUCAAAUUACCGCCGCUGUUCGCCGAGAUAUUCGACAUUCCUAAAUGCGAGGAGGAUUUGCAAUGAAAAGCAGCCUCUAUAAGCUACAGCGAGGUAAUUCGAGACCAAUGAUGCCGUGCUGUCGGUGAUAAAUUGGGCCCAGCGUUUACCGAGGCCGUUCUGAAUAUCUAGAAUCGUUUUAACUCAUAGAGUUAGCGAAAUACAUCUAACACGAUGAUGAGACUCAAAUUGAAUGAAGAACGGACGGUUGAAACGAGGAAUGAAGUAUGCCUAUGAAGAUUGUUUAUCACAAGAGAAAUUAGAAAAUUAGAGAGAAAAGAAAAACUAAGACGCGAUUGUCGACGACUGAUGGCGAUUCCCAUUGAGUUGUCUCGGUUAUUUAAAAGUCAGCGGAAAAGGAAUUUUGGUUGAAAGAUCGCGAAAGAAAUUUGCCGUACUAGAAAAUUAAAAAA